AUGGCUAUUACUGGAAAUAAGGAACCUAAUCUUAUAAUCAAGCAAAAGGCAUGUAUGAAUAGGCAGAAGCUAUGCAGAGAGAGAUCAAAGCCCUACAUGGUAUUUAACACAACUACCACCAGGAAAGACCCCCAAAGGUUCAAAGCUCGUUUAGUGGAAAAGGGAUACACUCAACAAGAGGGAAUUAAUUACCUGGACACCUUUUCUCUUGUGGCAAAGCUCACAACUGUUAGAUUGCUCAUUGCCCUUGCAGCCUCAAACAACUGGUUUCUACAUCAACUUGAUGUAGACAAUGUGUUUCUACAUGGGGACUUGAAUGAAGAGGUUUACAUGGAGCCACCACCUGGACUUGACAUCCAUGAAAAGGGACAGAGAACACCUAUAGGGUUUACUGCUUUGCUUGUAUAUGUUGAUGAUAUUGUAUUGACAGGAAACUCUAUGAUGGAAAUCAAUCAUAUAAAGGAUCUAUUGCACAGAAAAUUUCAAAUAAAGAACCUAGGAGAACUCAAAUACUUCAUAGAAUUGGAAGUGGCCAGAUCCAAAAAGGGAAUUCAUUUAUGUCAAAGAAAGUAUGCUUUGGACAUCCUUAAGGAAACAGUAAUGCUGGGGUGUAAGCGUUCCUCUACACCAUUCUUGAGUGACACAAGUCCACUAUACAAGAUGGACAACUACCUAGAAGAUCCUGGUCCCUACAAAAGACUAAUAGGGAAGUUGCUCUACCUCACCAAUACCAGACCAAAUCUGUGUUUUUUCAUUAAUCUACCUAGUCAAUUUAUGCAAUCUCCCACUAACUAUCAUCAUUGGGCUGUUCAACAUAUCCUUAGGUACAUAAAAUCAAAGCCCUUAGAAGGAUUAUUUUUUGUUGCUGACUCCCCAUUGCAUCUAAAGGCCUUUAGCGACUCAGAUUGGGCAACGUGUCCAAAUAUUCGAAGAUCAACUACAGGAUUUUGCGUUUUUCUUGGUUCAUCCCUUAUUUCCUAG
Messenger RNA from Vigna radiata var. radiata (mung bean), 981 nucleotides. RefSeq lists its product as uncharacterized. The transcript is spliced from 3 exons. The record is from RefSeq and is a predicted model, not a curated record. The coding region runs from base 1 to 981 and encodes 326 amino acids. Lineage: Eukaryota; Viridiplantae; Streptophyta; Magnoliopsida; Fabales; Fabaceae.